CAGCCGUUGGAUGAAACGGUCUAGGCGCGGGUUUGGGGAAAGGGAAUUUCUAGGUUUCCUACCAUGGAGCAGGGAUUGUUGAGCCCAAAUGGUGAGUAUGCGCUUGGUGAUAUCUACAAGGCCUGGGAUCUUAGACGCCACUGGAUUAUACGGCGCCAGUUCUUGAUGAAUCUUGUGAAUCACUGCUUCACUCUAUAUGGAUUUUAUGUAGCUACCAUAUAUUGGCCCCCUCAGUUAUCUGCAGAAGUGGGAUGCCUUGCCUUCAUAGUGAUCACAUUCUUCACAAUGCUUUUGUAUCUCCUCUUUGGUCGAAAGAAACCCGUUACAUAUGGUUUUCUUGUUGGAGGCAUCAGUGGUAUCCUUUCCACAAUGAGCACAGAUCCAAGGGUGGUGAUCCCACUGGGGCUAAUAUUUUUCUGUGGAUUCUACACUCCGGCAAUACAACUGGCUCCUGACGAUUGGUACGACGGGGCCAGUUGGUUCGUCAUGACCGUGAUCUUCACCACAAGGUGUCUGCUGUACAUCGGUUCUUGUGUUGUGGCCGCGGCUGCUCCACCGCUGGGAUGGAAAGCACAAGCCACUCUACUCUUGGGGUGCAGCGCUGCAAUUGUCUACGCCAGCCUGCUUCAUGACUACAUGCUGCAGUCUCCAAGUGAAGCUCUAGAGGGCUGCUGCGAUGGUUUGGCAAGGCUGCAACCAGUGGAUACAGUUGAUAAGGACAAGCGGCAUGCCGUGCGACAAGAGAAGGCCAUUCAAGCCUUGAGGGAGUUUGCCGAGGCAACAGGGAAUACUUUACCAGAAAAUCUCAAGAGCCUCAAGGCACCGAAGUGAAUAUUAAUAUUUGUGGCUACUGUUAGACUUGAAGGGUGUAGACAUUCAGUUCCGAGAAAGCCUUGUUUACGUCUGGUACUCAUCGCUGCUUGCCUAAAAUGCUUUGUAAUUUUCCUCUUCAAGUCCGAGUUUUAUUUAUUAUAACAUAAAUGUUUCAGCUA
Molecule: messenger RNA, 992 nt
Organism: Selaginella moellendorffii
Lineage: Eukaryota; Viridiplantae; Streptophyta; Lycopodiopsida; Selaginellales; Selaginellaceae
Exons: 2
Coding region: 64-831 (255 amino acids)
Source: RefSeq, a predicted model, not a curated record